Messenger RNA from Scleropages formosus (Asian bonytongue), 2660 nucleotides. RefSeq names its product regulation of nuclear pre-mRNA domain containing 1B (gene rprd1b). Gene Ontology annotation, biological process: mRNA 3'-end processing. Lineage: Eukaryota; Metazoa; Chordata; Actinopteri; Osteoglossiformes; Osteoglossidae. Gene Ontology annotation, molecular function: RNA polymerase II complex binding. The transcript is spliced from 7 exons. Bases 846 to 1844 code for a protein of 332 amino acids. The record is from RefSeq and is a predicted model, not a curated record.
UCAACAUUUAGCUACUGUGACUGUAAGCGGUGUGGAUAUACGGUCGGUGUGUUUGAGUCGGAACGCCGCUACCCUGAACGAGUUGUAGGAGGGACGUCUCCAGCCUCCGAGCGCUGAGGAUGAGCUGUGCAGGUGCCCGGUAGCGCGCGGUUGGAGUGUGUGCGUGAGAGGCGACCCCUGCCCUUGUUUUGCCGUUAGCGUAGCCCGCCUCAGCACUCAGCGAGAGGCACUGACUGCACCUAGCCUAGCUUUAUCCGAAAAAGUUAUUAAACUUCACAGAUUGCUUCGCGUGAUAUUGUCAUUGCUCGUUAAAUCUACCUUCUGGGGUAUAACAUCGGGGGAAAAUUGCGAAUAGCUCAUUUUAGCUUUGCUAAACGCUCUCGGCGGUUAUCGGCAACUAGUAGUAGCUGCAGCGCUAGCAGCAGAGACUGUCACUGACUGUGUGUGUUCAGCAGCUUGAUGGACUUUGAUAGCAUCGAAGUUUAAUGAGAGAAAAUAAUAUUUUCCUUCUUUCCGAACUGGAAUGUCCUGAAGAACCCCCCCGCCUGCAGUUUGUGCGCAGUUAGCGACGUCGCCGGUGUUUCAGCUGCGAAGGAAGCCGUUCGUGCUGCAGGGCAGGCAGGCAGGCAGGCAGGCAGGCAGCAGCUGAGCUGAGCCCGUGUGUGACUGAACCUGGCGCGGCCCGGCAGCUGCCUGUACUCACACACUCUGUCUGUACUUAGUAAAGUUUAGCGCGUGCGCUAAGUUCCCGGAGAAAAAGAAGAGCAGAGAGCGACUGCUGCGGGAGCGCUAAAUUCUGAAGAGCGAGCCAUCUGCAUCUCUGCAUCAUCAUCAUCAUCAUCAUCAUGUCGUCCUUCUCGGAGAACGCGCUGGAGAAGAAGCUGGCCGAGCUGAGCAAUUCGCAGCAGAGCGUGCAGACCCUGUCCCUGUGGAUCAUCCACCACCGCAAGCACUCGGCGCUCAUCGUGCGAGUGUGGCACCGCGAGCUCAAGAGAGCCAAAACCAGUCGAAAGCUGACAUUCCUUUAUCUUGCCAAUGAUGUGAUCCAAAACAGCAAAAGAAAAGGGCCAGAAUUUACAAGGGAUUUUGAGAUGGUCCUUGUUGAUGCCUGCUCUCAUGUUGCCAGAGAAGCAGAUGAGGGUUGUAAAAAGCACAUGGAGAGACUCCUCAAUAUUUGGCAGGAGCGUGGUGUUUACAGACCAGACUUCAUCCAGCAACUGAAGCUGGCCAUCGAGGACUCAAACAGUCCCAAGCGCAAACACUCGGAUGAGAAGAAAGGCACAAAACGUUCCUACCAGAAAGUUCAGGAGGAUGAAGAUGAGGAAGAAGAGGAUGAUGACUACAGGGGACACUACUCUCCACGGGACACUGAUGCUACAACCCCACUGCUGACUGAAGAGCUGAUCAAAGCCCUGCAGGACUUGGAGAAUGCUGCCUCUGGUGAUGCUGCUGUCCGUCAAAAAAUUGCUUCCUUGCCACAGGAAGUCCAGGAUGUUUCACUCCUGGAAAAGAUCACAGACAAGGAGGCUGCGGACAAGCUUUCAAAGACUGUGGAUGAAGCUUGUCUGCUUCUGGCAGAAUACAAUGGGCGCCUGGCUGCUGAGCUAGAGGACAGAAGACAGCUAGCGCGCAUGCUGACUGAGUACAUCCACACUCAGAAGGAGGCUCUCAUUGAGAGGGAGAAGAAACUGGAGGAAUACAAGCAGAAGCUGGCCCGUGUGACCCAGGUGCGCAAGGAGCUCAAGUCCCACAUCCAAAGCCUGCCGGACCUGUCCUUGCUGCCCAAUGUGACAGGGGGCUUGGCACCGCUGCCUUCAGCUGGGGACCUUUUCUCUACCGACUGAGCCUCAUCCAACUCUUCCCUAAUCUUCACCACAUUGCUGUUUUACUUGGGAGAUCCAGUGCUCCUUUGUCAGCAGACAGGAAUUUCCUAAACUACUGAAAUGGAUCCCACAGAUGUACUCCCCCCUACCUUGGAGAUAGCCAUAUGCUGACAUCUGGGCUUUACCUGAUUCCUGCUUCACCAGCUCGAGAACUGGAAAUUAGAAGUACCGUCAACAGCUGGGGAAAGAUUUUAUCCAUUUUAUCUUUUUUUUUUUUUUUUUUUUCUUUCUUUUUUUAUAUUACCCGCGAAUACCAAACUCUGGUCUGUGAAGAAGGAUAUCCAAAAGUAAAUCUUGUUCUUUAGAUCUGUAGUUUGGUUUGAAUUUAGUGGUUGGUGUGGCUUGGUUGUGAAACAUCAAGUAAAAUGCCAGUUCCAUAAAGUUCCCAAUUUAUUAGAAGUCAGGCUUUUCACAAAUGCUACUGAUAACAUUAUUUACAAGUGUUAAAAUACAGAUCUCUUCAUAGAUGUGCAGCUGAGUAGAAAGUUUUGCAUAGUGGAUUUUGUUGUUUAAACACACUAUACAAGCUCUGUAUCAAGGCUUUCUGUAUUGAGUUUCAGAGCUCUAUACAGACAAUUCAAGUGUUUUGACACCUAUGCAUAGUUUGCAUAUUUAAUUUUAUUGCCUUCUCUGCUUGUCGAGCUUCUAGUGCAAGAGAUGGAACUGCCCCUAGCAUUUUGCCCUUGAAGUAAAUUCAUGAAAGCAGUUUCAUGAAAUCACAUUUGCAUAUAAAUCUUGGAUUUCCCCUGGUAUUUAUAUGAAAAUAAAAAUGAAUUA